This is a messenger RNA of Amphiprion ocellaris (clown anemonefish), 3380 nucleotides long. It is a transcript of the gene fam193b, whose product is annotated as family with sequence similarity 193 member B. The record is from RefSeq and is a predicted model, not a curated record. The coding region runs from base 127 to 3033 and encodes 968 amino acids. The transcript is spliced from 10 exons. Lineage: Eukaryota; Metazoa; Chordata; Actinopteri; Pomacentridae. Gene Ontology annotation, cellular component: cytoplasm; nucleus.
AUUGACUGUUGUCUUGACUGGAGGAGAUAGAGAACAUUUUGAGGUCCGAGAAGAAACGAAAGUGUGCUCUUAAAAUCAUCGAAACUGGUGCAAACUUGGCCAAAGCGUAUUAUAAACUCCGUCGUAAUGGCAAGGAAAAAAAGCAAGCAGCAGGGGAUCGCCCAGAAGGAGCUUCUGCCUGGACAGCAGACCGUACCGAAGAGCCCAGUCUCUCCCGGCGAUGCAGCUGGCGGUGGCGGCGGAGAUGCUGGGCUGGAUCGGCUGGCCGCCACCAGGGCGAAUCAGCCCAUGCACACAUGCUGCCUUCUGUGCCAUCGUGAAUUUAAGGACUGGGGAGCAAGCUCUGUGAAUGGACUUCCUGCGGGCCAUGGGACGAAGCUGGCCGACGCUGUGCCUGCACUCUCCCAGGCCUUAUUGCGGGAGGUGCCAGGGCGUAAGCUUGCUGACGCCGUUCCCUCGCUGUCUCAGUCGCUGCUGGGAGAGGUGCCUCUGUGGAUCUGUCAGAGCUGCUGCAAGAGUGUGGAAGAGGAGGAGAGGCGGAGCACACAGGAGCAGCCAACACCGGUGCCAUUGUCACACUCUUCCUCCUGUAAGUCUCAGAGCUGUGGGAACGGUUACCCGGAGCAAAGUACUGUGGAUUGGGACCCGAGUUCCUUCCUGUCAGCCCACAAACUGUCAGGUCUCUGGAACUCAGCCCACACCAACGGAGGGGAACACUGCAACCACAACACUUCUUCACACACACAACAAGGUGUAACAGCAGGAUCAGCCUGUCAUGAGAAAAGAGGACUUCAUGAAGCUCCCGGGAAAUCUGCUAAAACGUCAGGGACCAAAGUCUGUCCCUACAGUCACCCGUCAUCCCACAAUUCCAGUGGAUCUUCUGCUGGGAACCCCCUGUCUACCUCAGCAGACCUUUGUAAGACCACUCCCAAGCACUUCAAGACCGUGUGUCGUCGACCAACGCCGCCAGGUGAAGCCUUCCAUCCCAGCGACCACCAUCAACACACAGACCUGUCGGUACCCCCCAACAGUCCCACCGGCCUGUCAUCCCAGCAUUCCUCUCUCCUCCCUCCAAAGCCGAACUCUGGCCAGCAUGGCCAUGUAACCUCCUCCUGUGGCACUGGUGUGGCAGCCCACGCUCCCUUCUCCCCGCUGGUACCAAACCUCCACGGUCCUACAGCCAAAAUCAAUUCUCCAAGUCCAGAUAGCCCAACAUCUGUCCACAAGCCCAGUCCAUGCAAAAACUCCCACAUUCCUGCUGUGAACGCACAACACAGCAAACUGGGCACAUCUAUCAUGGGCUGUAACCACUCAUGUAAUGGGCACAGUCCGGGAACAGUGGCCAACUCGAAUGUAGGCCACUUAACAGCUGGGGCCUGCAGGGAUCAAGCAUGUAAGGGGCACAAAGUGACGAAUGGGACAUUGUGUCACCCUUCGUCUGAGCUGGAGGAGGGGGAGGAUGAGGACAGCAGCUCUGAGAGGAGCUCCUGCGCCUCCUCUUCCACCAACCAGAAGGACGGGAAGUACUGCGAUUGCUGCUACUGCGAGUUCUUUGGACACAAUGCGCCUCCAGCUGCACCAACUAGCCGAAACUACGCUGAGAUCCGAGAGAAGCUUCGCUCACGUCUGACCCGGCGUAAAGAAGAGCUGCCUCAGCGUCAAGAUUCAGAACUGACAGUGGCGGGUGCCAUUGACAACCGGGACGUGGACGAGCUGCUAGACUUCAUAAACAGUUCUGAGCCCAAACCUGUCAACAGUGCCAAGGCUGCCAAAAGGGCUCGACACAAGCAAAAGAAGAAGGAAAAAGCUCAACAGGGCACCAUGGGCGCUGCAGGCAGUGACCCUCACUCCAAUCCAUCUGAGCCUGUGGACGAGCCCAUCCCUGACGGUUCUGAAGCCAGUCGGUUGCUGGACUGGCCUCAGCUGGAACUCGAACGCGUUAACAGUUUUCUCACAAGUCGGCUAGAGGAAAUUAAGAACACCAUCAAAGACUCAAUCCGGGCCUCAUUUAGCAUGUACGACCUCAAUCUGGAUGUCAAUGACUUCCCAAAGAAGGCAGCCACAUUGGAGGGAAACCAUUUACUGUCCCAUCUCAAUGGUUCCUCUGACUUGCAGCAGAUAGACCUUGACCUCUCUCCUCUUUCACUGGGAACCUUUAAAAGCCACCUGGACCUGGUUAACGGAUGGGAGGACACAACUGUCGUCUCAUCCCCAAACACAACCACCACCACCGUGUCAGCAGUAAGUGCUGCUUCAAAGGACAUCCAGCGGUUGCACACUACCCCCAGUCUGUCCAAGCUCAUAAGAGUUCGCUCCCCAGAAAGAUGCACUUCCGUCGGGUCUGACAACUUACCACAGGUGCCAGCCCAAGCAACGGCUAAAUUGAAAGAGGACACCCCAGAUCCCAGGAACGCAACAGUCGGAAAUGGCGGUGCAAAAUCAAAGAAAAACAAAAAGCAGCAGCAAAAACAGGAGCAGUCUGUGUCGGAGCAGAAUUCCAACAAACCAACCAAAGCUGCAUCUGGGAAUGAAGCACAGAAAGCCAGUGAGUCUAAAGAAACAGCAACUAAUGGCUCAAAGUCUGGGAACAAACAGCCUCAGCACUCUGCAGACAACCAGAGAAAUGGGCCUAAGAAAGCUGAGGAGAGCAGAUCAUCCAAACAUGCAACAAAUGGGGCAAAUGGUGGCCCCUUGAGUGCACAAAGGGGAAAAGGUGACACAGACACACGAGGACGAUCGGAGCAGGAUUCAGAAAGCAAAGCUCACCCCACCAUUCCAGCAAAUGGGCAGCAACAGCAGCAAUCCAAGGGGAAAAAUAAGAAGAAUAAGAACAAGGGUGAAAAAUCCAGCAGUGCUAUUGAUGAUGUAUUUCUCCCUAAAGAUGUGGAUCCAACAGAGAUGGAUGAGAUUGAUCGGGAAGUGGAAUACUUCAAAAGAUUUUGCCUCGAUUCUGCGAAGCAAACUCGCCAGAAAGUAGCAGUGAAUUGGUCCAACUUCAGCCUCAAAAAAGUUCCUUCCAAUGCAGCUCAAUAACUUGGACGAGUGCCAGAGAAAAAACUUCACACCACAAACUCUUUCAGUAGAGCCCUAUUUGGCCUGAGGCCUUCUCUCAUUCCCAGUUUUCUUCUCUUCCUUACUAAGCCAAGGGACUCUGGUCCAAAACAUACUGUCCAUUCAGAAGACUGAAACAGAACUUGUGGCUAACAAGCCCGGGUUCAUUCUCAAGGCCAACUCUACCCUUUGCUAUUAUUGCAAUGUUCACUAAAUGAGAGAUGCAAAAAUGGAAAAAAGUCUGUUGAAUCAACUGCAUCCAUGUGCUUACGUAUGUAGUAUGUAAACAAUUACCUUACAUGAAAUAAAUGUUUUUAUCACAAAUCUGA